Messenger RNA from Cladocopium goreaui, 1392 nucleotides. The record is from the annotation of a GenBank genome assembly. Lineage: Eukaryota; Dinophyceae; Suessiales; Symbiodiniaceae.
ACCUGUCAUUGCCAUCUGGGUCUACUUGACGAUGCUGGCGCCGAUGGUCCAAGACCUCGGGGCAGUUUACAGCGAUUUGUGUGGUGGACAUCUGGGUUUUGUGUGGAGCGUGGACAAGCGACACGUCGUGCACUUUGCGCGGACGCAAGGAGAUGGUUGGGAGAAUUCCACCGGAAGUUUACAACUCCGCGGCAUCAGCGAAGCCAUUGCCUUGGAUCCGGCGCAGUUGCAGACGGCGGAGCUGGGACUGUGGCACUCGGAUGUCACCAGGUUGACCGACAGCGAAACGAUGAGCUUGGAUGAGUUGGUGGAUCAAGGAAACCCCUACUGUGAAGAUCUUGCAACUACUGGACCCAUGUUGAACCUUCUGCGAGAUAGUCUCAACAACCAGAGCAUUGCAAGUUGCGCAGAUGUUCUGCCAUUCUGUGACUCCAUCUCGAAGAUGCCCGAGUGGGAAGUGGAUGGCGGGCAAGGUUUUCUAACUCGAAUGCUUUGCUCCGAAACGUGUGGAUGCUCAGACCCCGGAGGCGCCUUUGUGCACGUGCAGGGCUGCCCCUAUGGCCGCAAUCGUCCGUGUCAAAGCUCCGCCAAGUUCAAAGCGGCUGUACAAAGUGCCACCUGUGAGGAAAAAUCCGCGGAGGAGCUGAGGCAAUUUGGACCUUGGAUCAGUUGGAUCAGCAAGCUUCGUACGUUCGGGGAGACACCCAGUAGAAUUUUACUUGGACAGAAUGAGUCUUUGCUGCUGGCACAGGCAAUGUGGGAUCAUGGUUGCGACUUUGGGAACAACCUGUCAGCGCAGAACAUCACGUGGGGUGAAUGUACCGAAUGGAGUUCUGCCCUGGGCUGGGACUUCAAAACCCUCGAGUUCUUUUGUCCAACGACCUGCAGCUGCGAUCGCGGCAAGACGAAUUCGGCGUGUCCACAGCCGCAGGGUAUCACGUGCGACGAGCUGCGCGACUGCGUGUUGAUUGAGAACGCCUACGCUUGUCGUGGAGAGGUCCCAACACUUCCAGGAUCCUUGGACAUCAACAUCCCCGACGACACCUUGGAGCAGCCGCUGAUUCUGGCGCUGCAGUCCUCGCUGGCGGCGGCCGCCGGCGUCAGCGCCGCCGCGGUGAAGGUGGAGCUGCCACCGCCGCCGCCGGGGCGACGCCUGAGGGUGCAAAGCUUCAACUUUGAAAUUUUCCUCGUGGAAGCAGAUCGGAAGCAAGUCGAAGACGCUUUAUCAUCCACUUCUUUGGACAGUAUCACGGCUUCAUGCCAGACGCGGUUGCAAGAACUCUUGGAUUCAACGGAGCUAUCGAUGGUGUCAUCGGUGUCGCUGCAGUCUUUAGAACUCUUCUAGUCGGGACCGUCGGGACCUGAGCAGUGUCAAGUGUCACCAGUGUCCAG